UUUCUCUUCCAGGGGAUGAACAAUCAGUACGUCCGCCGGGAGGUCUUCUGCCGGAACACCUGUCACGAGCUCAAACACUUCUGGGAAAGGGAAAUCGGCAAACAGACCUUCUACCGAGAAUCGGAGGAGCGGCGCCUGGGGAGAAGUGCACUGAGAAAGCUCAGAGAAGAAUGGAAGCAGAGACUGGAGACCAAGCUGAGGCUGAGGAACCAUCCAGAUGAGACCGAAAAGCAGGCAGACGUUGGCCAAGAGCUUCUGGCUUCCUUGACGCAAGAGGACACGGAGCACUGAGGCCGCUCUGCUGGGAGAGCCGUGCCCGUGGCUGAUCCCUUCGCUGUGCCCGCCAGGUCGCACCCACUGUCACCCCGAACCUGGGGGUCUGCAGCAGACCCUUCCCAGUGCUCAAUUGAGCCGUCAGCCAUGCCAGGCCUCUCUGCAGGUCUCACCGAUGAGAUUAUUAGAUACCAAAGCUCAUGUGGCAUCUUCAUUGCCAUGGAAUUAUCGUCUAGUUUUGAAAUCCAAAUAUUUUCAGUUCUAAGCACGCUAGAGGGAUGAUCUUCACAGCCAAACUUGAAACAUUGCCCAGUAGUUCUGCUCCCCAUUGUCCUCGUAGGACGCAGUUUCAUGUAACCCUUUCUCUUGUCUUCUUCUGAGAAGAAAAAUGCAUCUGCAGGAAUUAAAAUAUUGUAAAUAGUCGUGAAAAUAAGG
Molecule: messenger RNA, 708 nt
Organism: Myotis davidii
Lineage: Eukaryota; Metazoa; Chordata; Mammalia; Chiroptera; Vespertilionidae
Gene: FAM240A
Exons: 2
Source: RefSeq, a predicted model, not a curated record